Molecule: messenger RNA, 330 nt
Organism: Erigeron canadensis
Lineage: Eukaryota; Viridiplantae; Streptophyta; Magnoliopsida; Asterales; Asteraceae
Product: putative lipid-transfer protein DIR1
Exons: 1
Coding region: 1-330 (109 amino acids)
Biological process (GO): systemic acquired resistance
Molecular function (GO): fatty acid binding
Source: RefSeq, a predicted model, not a curated record
AUGGAAUCCUACACAAAGCUAGUCCUUUUAGCCAUUGUUCUGGUUGCAGUCGUUGUAACCGAACCAAUGGCUACAAAUGGUUUCCCGAUAUGUGGGAUAAACACCGACGAUCUAAAGACUUGUCAACCCGCAGUAGCAAAAGGCGUAGACCCUCUCCCAGCACCAACGGCAGAGUGUUGCGCUGCCUUGACUAACGCAAAUGUGCCGUGUUUCUGCAAGCUAAAAGAUAAAAAUCCAACCUUGUUCGCCAUUUAUGGUAUCGACCCCAAACAUUGCAUGGAGCUUCCGGCAAAAUGUAACCUACCACAAGCAGCUAGCACCCAUUGCUAG